Molecule: messenger RNA, 210 nt
Organism: Eruca vesicaria subsp. sativa (arugula)
Lineage: Eukaryota; Viridiplantae; Streptophyta; Magnoliopsida; Brassicales; Brassicaceae
Source: the annotation of a GenBank genome assembly
AUGGCACUGACAAAUCUAGCUCUGUUCUUUGUCUCUUUGGUGAUUUUUGGCACAGCAACUGAUGUUGCUCCAGGAACCAAACAGCUGCAACUCUUACUAACUUCUCAGGAACAUGAGAAAUCUCAGUUUUUUACUGUCCAUGGUUGCAACAACGAUUGUGAAACAUCUUGCUGUGACUGCAACAUACAAAAACAGCCUCCGCUCGAUUAA